AAAAUAAAAAGAAAAAAAGAGAGAAACAGAGAAAGUGAAUGAGAAGGAGGAAGAAGAAGAGAAAAAAAAAAAAAGAAAAAGAGACGACGUCGGUGGAAUUGAGUGUUGCCGUUGCUAUUGACGCAGCAAAUAGAGAGAAAGAGAAAGUGCAACGGCUGCAACAACGAUUUUAGAUUUCCUCUUUUUUUCUUUUUCAGCGGUGAUUUUGGAGAACAGGAGCAAUGGCCACAACGAUUUUAUCGGUGAUUUCAACCGUGAUUUUAAAUCCCCUUAAUAUAUUAUUUGAUAUUUUUAUCUAUAUAGAUCUUAUUCUUCUCCAAUAAUAAUUUGAUUUUAUAAAUUUUUUGUAUCACCAUUUAUAACGUCAAAUAUAAUUUUAAAAAAUUUAUAUUUUUGUAACAUUAUUAGGGACAAAAACACGAGUCAUGUUUCUAAAGCAAACUCAAAGUCUAACUCCAAACACCCCCACUGAAAAAAGCCCAACGACCCCAUGCGGCAGCUGGCGAGGAGAUCUUAAAUAGCAUCACAGGCACGGUCACCUGUCAUCGACAAGAAACCAAGGAAACGGUUCUGACUUUCCUAAACCACUGUGGCUGCACCACCACCCUCCCGGUUUGUGCAUCAUCGAACUGGUCGACCUCCUCAACUCACUCCGACUUAACCUGGCGAGUCCCAAUUUGGCUCGUCUCUUUGUCUCACACCUCUGUUUGUUGACAACAGCAAUAUAACAACUAUAACAGGCUAACAGAUUGCAUCAAGAAAUGCCAUUUCAGUUUUUGUCAAUAACCGAGUCUUUUGACUUGGUCAAUUUCAAUUAGUCUUAGACAUUAGUAUGACUAUAUAUAUAAGUGUUCAAGUUAGUAAUAAUAUAAAAGAGAUGUACAAGAAUCAGUUUAUGAGAUCAUUCAAUAAAGAUCACUCAAUUUCAGUUUUCUUAGCACACGAGUAAUUACUCUCUGUUCAUAGUUCUACCUACUACAAUUGCGUCUCAGCAAUAAUUUUCACGUGGUAUCAACUAUCAAGAGCUUCAAGGUUCUUAUCUCUGGUUUUGAUUGUUCCUUCUUCUUCCAACAACAACAAAUCACUUUUUUCACCUAUACCAGACAAGCUUGAUGAAACAAAUUUUUAUCACCUGGGAACAAUUGGCUCUAUUCACCAUAUAAUUGAAGGCAAAGAACCUCCCAAGUGCAUCUGAGUCAAAGAAAGCAUCAAACACUAUUUCCUCCAAAUAUGAAGAAUGGCAAUAAGAUUUCAACCUUAGUUCCUGGCUUGCUUCAUUCGACAGUUCCUUCAAAAACAAAAUCAUCCACUACACUUCUGCACUACAGAUUUGGCAAAAGCUUUGACAACUCUUUGCUGAAACAACAAGAAGAAAGAUCAAACAAUUUCGCACUCAAAUAAAGAACUCCAAGAAACAAUCUCUUUCAAUUACUGAGUAUCUUUCUAACAUCAAGAAACUGGUUAAUUCUCUUAUUGCUUUAGGUCAUGAUGUUAGCACGUUGAGGCCAUAUGUGAUGGACUCCCAGAAGAUUUUUCAAGCUGUAUUUCAUUGGUGCAAGCUAAGCAUGAGUUAUUCAGUGUAGGAGAAGUCGAAACCUUACUUGUCUCUCAUGAAAAAACUCUAGAAAAGUUCAAGCAAUUGUUUCUUGGAAUGGAACAAGCACAAAUAGCUCAAUCUGGUUUCUCCAAUUCAAGAUUCACUGGCAGGAACUUUAAUGGUAGGAGAGGUGGCCGUGGUGGCUGCUUUGGCUGUGGAGGUAGAUUUUCUUGGCAGUCUAGCAACACUCUGGACAUUCUGCUCUUUAUUGCUUCUACCGUUCUGAUCUUGCAUACAAUGGACACCCAACAUCUUUUAAUUCCUCAAUUGCGUCUAAUCAACUGCAUUCCAUCAACUACAGUCUUACUACAUCCACUUCUUCUAAUGCUGACACAUUUUGGUACCCUGACACAGGUGCCAGCCAUCAUCUCACACACGAUGCAUCAAAUCUCAUUACUGCCAAUGACUAUACAGGCCCUGAUCAGCUUUUCAUUGCAAACGGUCAACAAGGCAAUUCUACUUCACGGAAUUCUUAAACAUGAUCUUUAUGCCUUUGACAACUUGACUGUCCCACCUUCUUUAGUUGAUAACUCUAAUUUUCAUAUUUUCUUGACAAAAUGUAAUUUGAAUUUAACUCUCUGGCGUAGAAGGCUUGGACAUCCUUCUUCUUCUGUUAUCAAAACUGUCCUUAAACAAUGUAAUCUACCAAUUGAAUCUAAUACAAUUUCUGAUUCUUUUAUUUGUGAUCAUUGUGCAAUGUCCAAAAUGCAUGUUUUUCCUUUUUCUGCUUCUAACACCACAUAUUUUCUAGCGCAUUAUACUUGCUUGGUAGGUGCAAUGGCCCGUGCUGGGCACUUGGAACAGGCAGAGAGGGUAGCAUUGACAAUGCCAUAUAAGCCAGAUGCUGCAGUUUGGCGAGCCUUGCUAUCAGCUUGUGCUUUUCAUGGUGAAGCCGAUAAGGCUUGGUCUAUGGCCAGGAGGGUUUUGGAACUUGAACCGCUUGAUGACUCGGCUUAUGUUAUUGUUGCCAAUGUGUUGUCAGCUGCAGGAAGGUGGGAUGAUGUUGCAGAAUUGAGGAAGAUGUUGAGAGAUAGGAGGGUGAAGAAACAAGGAGGGAGGAGUUGGAUUGAAGUUCAGGGAAAAGUACAUGUUUUUGCAGCAGGGGACUGGAAGCAUGAGAGAUCCGCGGAAAUUUAUCGUAAGUUGGAAGAGAUCAUGGGGGAGAUUGAGAAAUUGGGAUAUGUUCCAAUUUGGGAUGAGUUGUUGCACAAUGUGGAGGAAGAAAAGAGAAAGGAGGCUCUUUGGCAUCACAGCGAGAAGUUGGCAGUGGCAUUUGGUAUGUUGUGUGGGUCUGCACCACCAGGAAAGCCAUUGAGAAUUGUGAAGAAUUUGAGGAUUUGUAAGGAUUGUCAUGAAGCUAAGUAUAUGACCAGAAUUUUAGAAAGGGAAAUUAUUGUGAGGGAUGUUAACAGAUAUCACAGAUUUGUUGAUGGUAAUUGUACUUGUAGAGACAUAUGGUAGCACAU
Messenger RNA from Arachis stenosperma, 3063 nucleotides. RefSeq names its product pentatricopeptide repeat-containing protein At2g41080-like. The record is from RefSeq and is a predicted model, not a curated record. Gene Ontology annotation, molecular function: RNA binding; protein binding; zinc ion binding. NCBI's taxonomy places the organism in Eukaryota, Viridiplantae, Streptophyta, Magnoliopsida, Fabales, Fabaceae. The transcript has 2 exons. The coding region runs from base 1652 to 3058 and encodes 468 amino acids. Gene Ontology annotation, biological process: RNA modification.